Tricharina praecox is the source of this 363-nucleotide messenger RNA. RefSeq lists its product as uncharacterized. Lineage: Eukaryota; Fungi; Ascomycota; Pezizomycetes; Pezizales; Pyronemataceae. The transcript is spliced from 2 exons. Bases 1 to 363 code for a protein of 120 amino acids. The record is from RefSeq and is a predicted model, not a curated record.
AUGUCCGAGGCGGUGCCAAACGGGUCGGUCCUCUUCCGACGACGGAGGACAGCGGCACAAGUCAUGACACUCUGGGCAGAAUUCCAGCAGCAGACAUGGAAGGGCAAAGACCGCUUCAAAAUCCGGGACCUCUUUGCAGACGAGCGAUGCAGUAAGGGCAUCCCAGAGUUCCCCUCCACCACUGAUAUGGGCAGACGAAUGCCAGAGGCCGAUGUGGAAGAUGCAGCAAGCGAGGUAUCCGAGUGGGAGCUCAGGGAGCGGGAAGGCAGAGCGGAGCUGAGGCGACUCGAGGAGGAGGAGGAGGGUGCCGAAGUCCAGGGCGAGGAGGGCGGUGAAGCUGAGGAGCCAAACGAUGUAGAAUAG